Messenger RNA from Pelodiscus sinensis (Chinese soft-shelled turtle), 701 nucleotides. The record is from RefSeq and is a predicted model, not a curated record. Lineage: Eukaryota; Metazoa; Chordata; Testudines; Trionychidae.
AUGGGGCAUGCACAUCAAGAGUGGAAUUCUCGUGGACAGUCACUCAAAGAACAAUUGUUCAUUUUAAUGUGUUGGAAAGACUUUGAGGAACCAGAGUCUCCUGCUAAUUUAUCUCCAACAUUUGAUUUACUUUAUGUCCCAAUGGCAGCUUGCGGGAGUGUCCUUUUUAGUCCAAAUUAUCUGUUCCCAAAAACAAAACUUGGCAACCGCUCUCUGCCUUUGAGAAAAGCAGAUGCAAGGUGGCUUUAUUCCGAUCCAACCAUUGUGUCUCUGGAAAUACUAACUGUUGUUUUAGAUAGUCUUCUAGCACUGAUCCUCAUUUAUGCCAUUAUCAAAGAGAAGUACUAUAGGCAUUUCAUACAGAUUACAUUGUGUGUUUGUGAAUUAUAUGGUGGGUGGAUGACAUUCUGCCCAGACUGGCUCAUUGGAAGUCCUAACCUAAAUACCAGUAACUGGCUUUAUCUCUGGGUCUAUCUGGUAUUUUUUAAUGGCAUAUGGAUAGUGAUUCCUGGACUUUUACUGUGGCAGUCCUGGUUAGGACUUAAGCAAAUGUAUCAUGAAAACUCAAAUACUAAAAAGAAGAUUAGAUGAAGAUAAGCCCACAUCAUUAACCCGAUUAACUGAGAGAUUUAAAUUGUGAGUGCAAGCAGCAUUAUUGUUUUUUUGCAGACACACAAUCAACUGAUUAUUUUGUUCAUCUU